Molecule: messenger RNA, 2781 nt
Organism: Myripristis murdjan (pinecone soldierfish)
Lineage: Eukaryota; Metazoa; Chordata; Actinopteri; Holocentriformes; Holocentridae
Gene: spire2
Product: spire-type actin nucleation factor 2
Exons: 16
Coding region: 112-2547 (811 amino acids)
Biological process (GO): Golgi vesicle transport; intracellular transport; establishment of meiotic spindle localization
Cellular component (GO): cell cortex; cytoplasmic vesicle membrane
Molecular function (GO): microtubule binding; actin binding
Source: RefSeq, a predicted model, not a curated record
GUGAACGUCUGCCUCCGUGCGAACGGACAGGAUCCUGGGCCAGACUCAGCGGACAGCGUCCAUGGCCACGGAGCCGGCGGACUGAAGAAUGGGCUCCGCGGCCUCGCAGCCAUGGCCAGAUCGACGAACAGAAGCGCGGAGGACGGGGAGUCGCGGGUGUCCGCUCAGACGGACCGCGGAGAGCAGCGGGACCUGGCCGACCCCCGGGAGCUGUCUCUCGAGGAGGUGCUGAAGUCCUACGAGCAGCCCAUCAACGAGGAGCAGGCUUGGGCGGUGUGCUACCAGUGCUGCAGCUGGCUGAGGCUGCCCCGCCCGCUGGCCGGGAGGCUGCACCGGGUGAAGGACCCGUCCUACAUCCUCCUCCACAGAGACGGAGCCGUGUCCUUACAGCCGGAGCUCCGCCACAACGAUGAGACCGAUGGGCCCGCAUCUCCACCCAUCGCAGAGCAUCAGCUGGUCCAGUCGCUGGGCGUGGCCAUCUACCGGGCACUGGACUGGGGGCUGGACGACAGCGAGGAGCGCGAGUUGAGCCCGCAGCUGGAGCGCCUCAUCGAACGCAUGGCCGGCGGAGAGCAGGGCCUGGAGGAGGACUGCACUGCCACCAACGGGACGACGGACGAGGGCUACAGCGGGCAGGAGGAGGAGGAGGCGGAGGAGGAGGAGGGGGAGGGAGCGCCAAGGCCGGUGUGCACGUUUCGCCAGGUGAUGGCGCUGUGCGCGUCUCGGCUGGCCAACCCGGGCCUGGCUCCAGAGCACUACCAGGCGGUGUGCAGGGCUCUGUUUGUGGAGACGCUGGAGCUGCAGACCUUCCUCAUCAAAAUCAGAGAUGCUAAGGAGAUGCUAAAGAAGAUGAGAACAGAAGAAACUCAGGAAGACCGCUGCACAGUGGAACUCGAUGCGUUGAAACACAGAGACUGGGCACGUCUGUGGGUGCAGCUGAUGAAGGAGUUGCGACAGGGCGUGAAGCUGAAGAAGGUGCAGGAGCAGCCCUUCAACCCGCUGCCCACCGAGUACAGCCUCACGCCCUUCGAGAUGCUGAUGCAGGACAUCCGGGCUCGCAAGUUCCAGCUGCGCAAAGUCAUGGUGGACGGUGACAUUCCCACCAGAGUGAAGAGGAAUGCUCACGAGCUGAUUCUGGACUUCAUAAGAUCAAGACCUCCGCUAAAACCAGUGUCAGAGCGCAGCCUCCCUCCUCCUCCUCAGGAGCAGCAGUCUCUCCAUGACCAAGUCCUGGCUGAGAUCAAGCAGGAGAGGAAGCUGAGGCCCGUGAUUCCAGACAGCUCCAGACCGUUUGGCUCUCUGCCCUGCCUCGCUCAGACUUGUCCCUGUAAUGUCAAAUCUACUUCAUGCAUUGACCUGUCUGUCUCGGAGCCGGGGCCCCGGCAGCCAUCCCGCCCUCGCGUCCUGCUCAAGGCGCCGACUCUUGCCGAAAUGGAGGAGAUGAACAUAUUUGAGGAGGAGGAGUCUCCGGAUGGAGGGGAGCUGAGGAGGACAGAGAGCUCCCCCACGCCUCUCAAACGGGAUCGCUCCUUCUCUGAGCACGACCUGGCCUUGCUCCGUGGAGAGAUGCUUCCUUCGCUGUCCGAGUCAGCCCAGCUGGGCGGGGCAGUCAGACUGAGGGGCGAGAGGCCGCGGGCCCAGACACUGUCGGGCGCCGGGCCGCCCCCUGCAUACAGAGCCUCCCUGCCAGUUUAUGGCUGGAUGCCCCCGUCCCCGGCCCGUCUGUCCCUGAGUUCAGUCGACGAAACCACAGAAGGAUCAGAACCAGCGUCCAACUCCAGAGCUGGAAAUGAGCACCAGUGGAUGGAGGAGUUCAGCCACCCCGUGGAGAGUCUUGCCUUAACCGUCGAUGAGGUCAUCAACGUGCGCCGCGUGUUGGUGAAAGCAGAGAUGGAGAAGUUCCUCCAGAGCAAAGAGCUCUACAGUAACCUGAAGAGAGGCAAGAUUUGCUGUUGUUGUAGAGUGAAAUUCCCUCUCUUCUCUUGGCCAUCCACCUGCUUACUGUGUAAAAGAUCAGUCUGCGGCUCCUGCAGUGCUAAGAUGAAGAUCCCCUCAAAGAAGAUGGCCCACAUCCCCGUGUACACCGUGGGCUUCCACAGCACUCCAAAGAGCCAUGGGCAAAAAAGCCAAGUUUAUAAGUCCCUCCGCAGCCUCUCGCGCCGCUCGGUGGAGGAGGAGUUCCCCCACCUGUACGCUCACGGCUGCACCCUGCGCGACAUCUGCGCCGACUGCACCAAAUUUGUCGCCGACGUCAUUUCAUCCAGUCGCCGGAGCCUGGACAUCCUCAACAACACUCCCAAGAGGGAGAGCAUGGCCGCUGCCGCCGCCGCCGCUCAGAGGCCGCAGCCGUCCCACCCCCAGACUCAGCCUCGCCCUCACACCUCCCCACACGGCCCGCAGUGCCACGCUUCGCCUCUCCUGCAGUCACAGCGUCACCCCCAGCUCCCAGCUCCCCAACCCCUCCCUCGUCAUCCGCAGCAGCUUCGUGCAUCGGUGCCGUCACCGCAGCUCCCCGCCUCCAAGAGGAUGAACAACAUGAACCAAUGAGUAGAUGUGCUUGACAGGUCAGAGGUGGCUCUGGAUGAGGUACAGUAGCGGUGACACUGUGAAUGUAACGGGGCGAAGCUGCCGACGGCACGUUUUAACUGGUGCGGAGUGACGAUGUGAACUGAGCAGGUGAAACUCCCUCCUCUCUCACGCCACGUGGACGCUUGCAAUCUGCUCUGGUUUUGUAAACACUAAGUAAACCUCAACUGCAAUAAAAUCUAACGUCAAACACGA